AUGGUUCCUGUGACAUAUGACCCUAUUGUUGACCACCAGAGACUAGGGGAGCAACCCAGGGUGGGGGCCAACAUUAAUAUGUUCAAUGACGAUCUGAUUAACCCUGACUUGUGGGAAAUGGCUGAUGCACCAAUGCCUCCUCAAUCUCCUCCCCCAAGUGCAUCUCCGCCACUGGAGUUAUCUCCGCAUCCACCAAUAUCUCUGCCCCGUCCACUAUCUCCACCCGCUCCACCGUCGCUCUUGGUGGAGUCACCUGGGAUAAUGGCUCCUACCCAGGCUGUAUCUCUGCCCUCUCCCGUCCUUCCCUCUGCCUCCUGUGGUUCUGGGACAGGCACUUCCCCUGGUCUGCUCAGGCCCACCAGGAAGUUGGCACCUGUUCCAAGCAACUUGCCCACCGUUGUGCCAGAAGCAGAUCCCCAUCCAUUAAUGUCUUCGAAGCCAAGGUCGAGGCAUUCGGAAAACAUACCUACGAUGCCAAUUGUCGGCGGACGGCACCCAGUAAAGCCCACUGCAAAGGCCAUUGCAGCAAAGGAGCAGCAAGAAGCCGCACAGCGGUGUAAACGUGCCCUGCUUCAGAUAAAGGUACCAAGAAGUCCUGUACUGGACCAUCUUGGACUACAUAAUUUAGACUGA
Messenger RNA from Cyclocybe aegerita, 633 nucleotides. NCBI's taxonomy places the organism in Eukaryota, Fungi, Basidiomycota, Agaricomycetes, Agaricales, Hemipholiotaceae. The record is from the annotation of a GenBank genome assembly.